Molecule: messenger RNA, 1224 nt
Organism: Kwoniella shivajii
Lineage: Eukaryota; Fungi; Basidiomycota; Tremellomycetes; Tremellales; Cryptococcaceae
Product: protein disulfide-isomerase domain
Exons: 5
Coding region: 1-1224 (407 amino acids)
Biological process (GO): response to endoplasmic reticulum stress
Cellular component (GO): endoplasmic reticulum lumen
Molecular function (GO): protein-disulfide reductase activity
Source: RefSeq, a predicted model, not a curated record
AUGCACAUCCCCUUACCUUUAGCUCUAGUGGCUUCGAUCCUCCCCUUGGUUCAAGCUGGGAUGUAUGGUGCUCCAGUCUUGAAUCUCGAUGCUAAAUCUUUCAAGAAAGCGAUGGCGACUGAACAUGCAGCUAUGGUGGCAUUCGUAGCACCAUGGUGUGGACAUUGUAAGAAUUUAGGACCAGAAUUUACAUCAGCAGCAUCGUCGCUUUCACCUUUAAUACCAUUCUACGCUAUAGACUGUGAUGAUCAAUCCAACAAGCAAUUAUGUGCGGAAUAUCAAAUUCAAGGAUUUCCAACUAUAAAAGCAUUUCCAAAAGCUUCAAAAGGACCUGCGAAAGACUAUCAAGGUGAAAGGAAAAAAGGUGCUUUAAUAGAAUACGCCAAAAACUUAAUUCCUGAUAAAGUUAAAAAAUUAAGAUUGGACAAAGAAGGUAAAGAAGAUAAUGUAAUGAAAACUUUCCUGAAUGAUAAACCCACCCUACCACAUGUGCUACUCGUUCAUCCAUCAGCUCCGUCAAUCCCUUUCUUGUGGAAAGUGUUAGCGCACAGAUUAUCCGGAAAGAUGCACUUGGGUUUCAUCCGAGAUACACCUUCACACUCUUUACUUACGUCUUUGGGUGUUUACGAUCCGAAAGAUACGACUAAAGAUGCCACUCGAGUGAUCUCUUUCCCGGCUGGAGCGACUUCCAAAGAUGGUUUGGUACAAUACGAGGGCGCAAUGAAAUUCAAUGCGUUGCUUGAAUGGCUGCAAUUCCAAUUAACAGGUGAAACGUCGACGUCUAACGAUUCUGAAAAGGUGAACAAAAAGCAAAAACCAAUCCAAAUCCCCGAUCCAUACACCACUUCUUCUGAUAAUACCGAUUCAUCUUCGUCGGAGAAAGAGAAAGAGGAGAGAUCAGUGAAAAGUGAAGCUGCAGCUAGGAAAGCUAAAUUCGACGAAGCUGAAAGAAGAGAUAAAGAACGUCGCGAAAAAGCUGAAGCUGCUGCGAGAGCAACAGCUGAUCAACCUGGAGAAGAUCAACAAGAAGAGUUGGAACUGACUGAAACUAUCGCAAACGAUGCUCCUGAUGCUAUACCACAGGAAAGCGUCUUCCAAGACGAAGAUGGAGUAAAAUCAGAGGAACCAGCAGAACCAGUUCCUGAACAAGCUCCUAUACCUGUUCAAGAUGAUAACGAGGAGCAACAAGUUGAGAAGACUUCUAUACCACAUGAAGAACUCUGA